Molecule: messenger RNA, 660 nt
Organism: Trypanosoma theileri
Lineage: Eukaryota; Euglenozoa; Kinetoplastea; Trypanosomatida; Trypanosomatidae
Exons: 1
Source: RefSeq, a predicted model, not a curated record
AUGUCCAUGUUGCCGUGCCGUGUGUUGUGUCUGUUGGCCAUUGUGCUCUGCUGUGUGGGUGUGGCUCAUGCUGAAUCUGCUGCUGAUGAUUAUCCAGAUAGUUUCCAAGGAUUUGUUGAGCGGGCGAGAAAGAUAGUUAACAAGACUUUGAGACUGAAGGAGGAGUGCGUGAACGCCGGCAUGGCUGCUCUAAAGGCAGCGGAUGAAGCUCAACUAUUUGUUGAUACCACAAAGGAGAAACUGGAAAACAUUGCUGCUGAUCAAGAAGAGGUAAAAAGAACGAAGAUUAAAGGUGAUGAACUCAUUGAAAAUGCAAUGAAGGCUGCAGAAAAAGCAAAAGAAUUAGCCGACAAAAUUUUUGAAAGUAAAACUGAAAAUGAAAAAAAAACGGCUGUUCUCUUUCAGGAAGAACUAGAUAAGGCAAGGGAAGUAUUUAAAGAUGCAGAAAACGCGGCACAUGAUGCUGAACAACAUGCCGAAAAAGCGGUAAAGCUUGCUUUUCUUGUAUUGGAAGUCCUACAGAAACUCGAAGCCGCAGUUGCUGCUGCCAAAGAGAAGGGGAAAGAAAAACAGGUGGAGCCUCAGCCACAGGAACAGACAAAUGAAACAUCUCUUCUACCCAAUAAUGCUUCAAUAACGAAUGGCACCAAACGAAAUGAC